This is a messenger RNA of Caenorhabditis remanei, 684 nucleotides long. RefSeq lists its product as uncharacterized. Lineage: Eukaryota; Metazoa; Nematoda; Chromadorea; Rhabditida; Rhabditidae. The coding region runs from base 1 to 684 and encodes 227 amino acids. The record is from RefSeq and is a predicted model, not a curated record. The transcript has 3 exons.
AUGAAACUGCUCAUCCCUGCACUUCUUGGGCUCUACCACGCAUGUCUUGUUGUCUGUGACAAUCAUAAAAUCCAGACAUUGAGUCAAGAUGAAAGACAAAAACUACUGGACGCAUUGAACAAAGAUCGUCAAGAAAUAGCAAAAAAGAUUGGCAUAGAGUUUGAGACAUUGGAGUAUGAUAUGAAGUGUGAACAGAAAGUUAGCAAACUUGAUGCAUGUGAACACAUUCAAAGUGGAGAGAGUGAAUUUCGACUCAUUCUUCUCAGACGUAAUGAUGUUACAUCGGAGUACAUUCAUGAAUGGAACAUAUAUCACGGCUAUGAUAAUCCUCAUAGCCUCCUUUUUUGGCCCAGUCUCGAUACAAUUUGUUGCUCAAAAUCUUUUAAAUGCUCCAAGAAAAUUCCGAAGACUAAGAGAGGCUCUCAGUUGGCGGGGAAGCAGAUAGAAGCACGCGGUGCUUGUGCAUCUAUGAGAAACCGUAACUUCAGAGGUUUUGUCUUUGAUGAACAUAACAAAAUUAAUAACGCCACGAUUCCACCGACUAGCAAGUAUGCAGAUAUUAUUGGAGUUCCAGCGAUUGGAGAUGCAACGACUUCUGGAGAUAGCAUUGAAGGUCCAGCAAGUUCAUCAGGAAACAAAAUGAACUUGAUAAUUAUCUUUUUCAUGGUAAUUACUUUCUUUUAA